AAGGUUACAUCAGCUGCCGUGCGCGUGGGACAGCCGAGAUCGCAGCCUCGCUCAAGUAUUACGGUUUCUCCGUCCGCGCUAGAAGCAGCUCCGCGAGACAACUGCAGCCUAGCUGCUACUUGACGACCCAGCCACGACGGCUUCCAUUUCGUGACAACAGUAUUACACACUUAGGAUUUAGACUUAACUAGUACAAUUAUGAAAAGUAAACAAGAAAGAGAAAUGUGGGUGUUUGGAUAUGGAUCUUUAAUUUGGAAAGCUGACUUUCCUUAUGAACAGAAAGUUGUUGGACACAUUAAAGGAUACAUAAGAAGAUUUUAUCAAAAGAGUACUUAUCACAGAGGUGUACCUAGUCAUCCUGGGCGAGUUGUCACUCUUCUCCCCUCAAAUAAUGCUGAUGAUGAAGUAUGGGGCUGUGCAUAUAAGAUAGCUGGUGAAAAUGUUGAAAGUGUAACGCAGCAUUUAGAUUUGCGAGAAAGAGGAGGCUAUGAGCGGGUUGAUGUACUGUUCCAUCCACUUAGACAUUCUCAAAUGCAAAAACAAUCAUUUCACUUAUUUAUAUAUAUUGGCCAUGAAGAUAAUCCCAAUUUUGCUGGAUAUGAAGAUAUUGAUACUAUAGCUGGACACAUAGCUGAAUGCGCUGGCGCAAGUGGACAUAAUACUGAAUAUUUAUAUAAUUUAGCAACAGCAAUGCGAAGUAUUGCUCCAAAAGUACAUGAUGACCAUUUGUUUGACUUAGAAAAUGCUGUUAAACGAAUAGAGUUGCUAAAGAAAAAGAAAAAUUUAGAAUUUGAUCGACAUAAUCAUAAUAUAGUCGUAAAUUAAAGAGGUUUAUUAAAUUAGUUUUUUUCCAUGAAAUUAAGCUAAUUAAUUUUUAAUGUAUAAAUUUAUUAACUCACAUAUUUAUGACUGAACAGGAAUUUAGAAUUAGCAUUUGCCAUAACCAUCCUUAAUUACUUUAAUUUGAUUAUUAUGUAUUUUAUAAAUAUUUUUAUCUAUUUCAUAAGGACAAACUUUUAACUUUAGUAGAGAUAGAAAGCUCAUAAUGUUAUGAGAGAAUUAAAUUUUUCACAUUUCUAUAGCAGUGAGAACACAAAGAAUUAGAAAGUUAAUUGAUUUUACUUAGUAACAUUUUGACUUCUGUUAUUGACCAUUAGUGUUGAAAAAUAAAAAAAAUAGUAUUUGAAUUAUGAAUACAAUUUUAUCAAUGAUUAAUUUAUAAGUUGUGAAAAUAAGCUUUGACUUAUUGCUUAAGUAUGUUUAUAACUAUCCAAUAAUAAGUCAAUCAACUAUUCCAUAUUUGUACUGUUAUGAACGUUAGACAAAUUGGACCAGAUGAUAUUUAAUGACGCCAUAGAUUGUAAAUAGAAAUACAUUUUGAAGUAAAUGAUAUAAAGAAGUGACAUAGUUUUUACUGCAGUCAGUUGGAUUGUUUUUAAAAAAUAAUUUUAUCACUGUAAAUAACAUAUUUACAUAAAAUAUUGAAGUAAUGUUUGUGAUAUGGAAAUUGUGAUAUUUGGAUUCAUUUUGAGUAAAAAACUAAAUUAAUAUAUUAAAUAUCUUUUAUAUCAACUUAUAUUUUAAAUUUUAUUGAAGAAAACUAAUCUAAAUUAAAACUAGUCAACUGGUUUUUGUUAUUAAUAGCCAGUACUUAUUACUAUCUGCAAAAAAAAUUCAACAUGUAAAUUAUUAAAUGAAAGCUUUUACUUCAAAUUCGCCUAUAUGACUGAAACUUAAUUUGAUAUUUAUUUAAACAAUGGUAUAUGGUUUUUUGAAGUUUUCUAAUAACAAAGCAAUACAAUUUGAGUAGUUGCAGUCAAAGAUAAAACAUUUUUUAAGUGAUAAUGUUCGUUAAGAAAAUAAGAUAGACAAUUCUGUAGAAACGACCGACGUCAAUAGAACGUGCUGUUGCGUGAGAGCACGACCAGUAAUCAGCUGAGAGCAAUAACACGCGAUAUGCUGAUCAACUGUAUAUAUAUAUUAAAUAUAUAAAUAUGUCGUGUAUACCAACCAACAGUAUGUUUAUCCACAUCCCUAAAGUAAAUAAAUAUAUGUCUAUACUUCAAGCGCAUUUCUUGAAAUGCAUAUAUAUACUCUGAACUACUUUUGACGAUUAUACAUCGAUGAGGUGUCAUCGUUAUAAUAAUUAUAACGAUUAUACAUCGUUCGGUGACGAGAUUAGGUCAAGUACAUAUUUUGGCAAUUUGUGCCUCCGUAUUUGCUAGAGAAAAACUAUUUGAUGCUAUCGAUGCUUUAUCAUUGAAAAUAAUGUUGAUUUUGAACUUCGCGGAUAACUAAUUUUAAGAUAUAACAUAUAUUUAGACUUGUGAAGCUGACGCCCAAAAAAUUUUUUUAAACAUAUUUUUGAGUUUUCAUGAGUUAAAACGUUUUCUCCCUUUUUCCGGAUUAAGUCUACGCUUAAAAUUUUAUUUCCGGAUUUUCCGUUUUUAAGAAAAUUGCUAAAAAAAAUCAGGCGUUCGGACAACGCGCAAUAUGCAUUGAACAUUUUUCUCCUGUUUAAAAAGAAAUAAUUUCAAUAGCGGAUGAUAGCUCCUUAUUCCCGGAUUACAAAACAAUUUUCCUUUUGUCGAUUUUCUAUCCAAAAUUGAGGAAAAUGUAAAGAUUAGUAAUAUGCGGCAGUUAGUCGAUAAAACAGGUCAAAUAUUUGCUAAUCACCAGAUAUCAUGAGUUCUACAGUGCGUAACUUAAGACUGUAAAUUUAUUAUUAUUUAAAUUUAUGUAAUGUAAUUUCAAUGCAUGUUGCGCGCUGUCCGAACGCCCGAUUUUUAUUCGCAAUUUUCUUAAAAACGGAAAAUCGGGAAAUAAAAUUUCAAGCGGAGACUUAAUCCGGAAAAAGGGAGAAAACGUUUUAACUCAUGAAAACAAAAAUAUGUUUAAAAAAAUUUUUUGGGUGUCAGCUUCACAAGUUUUCUGCGCAUGUGGUGGUACAAAAUCAUGAUUCUGGCGCGAAUGUAUUUGAAAAUCAUGAUUAUGACGUAAGAAUUUUUUAUUGUUAUAAAAAGAAAACUAAGAGAUUAUUAUUUUAAUUUAAUUUAUACCAUCCAAAAAUAAGUUUACUAUUUUUAGAUGGUACAUAUUAAAUCUAAACUAAUUUACUGUCAUUUUUUAUGAAAAUCAAUUAUUUUCAUACCAGGGUCUACCCGAUUUCAGAUCAAAGAAAAUUAUUACAUAUAUUUUAUGUAGAACUUGUUUUCUUCAAUAAAUUUUAUAUUUUAUCAUUUCAUAAGGCUUUGGAGUAAUCUAUUUGAGUUGAAUUUUAAGUGUUAUAAAAUAUUAGUUUAUUAUAAUGAAAAAUAUU
Phymastichus coffea is the source of this 3319-nucleotide messenger RNA. Its product is annotated as putative glutathione-specific gamma-glutamylcyclotransferase 2. Bases 199 to 825 code for a protein of 208 amino acids. The record is from RefSeq and is a predicted model, not a curated record. Gene Ontology annotation, cellular component: cytoplasm. The transcript has 3 exons. NCBI's taxonomy places the organism in Eukaryota, Metazoa, Arthropoda, Insecta, Hymenoptera, Eulophidae. Gene Ontology annotation, molecular function: glutathione specific gamma-glutamylcyclotransferase activity; gamma-glutamylcyclotransferase activity. Gene Ontology annotation, biological process: glutathione catabolic process.